Messenger RNA from Diospyros lotus (date-plum), 1360 nucleotides. RefSeq names its product probable receptor-like protein kinase At1g33260. Gene Ontology annotation, biological process: protein phosphorylation. Gene Ontology annotation, cellular component: plasma membrane. Gene Ontology annotation, molecular function: protein kinase activity; ATP binding. The transcript is spliced from 2 exons. Bases 126 to 1217 code for a protein of 363 amino acids. The record is from RefSeq and is a predicted model, not a curated record. Lineage: Eukaryota; Viridiplantae; Streptophyta; Magnoliopsida; Ericales; Ebenaceae.
ACCAACUCCUCUCUCUCUCUCUCUCUCUCUCUGCCUUAAAGGGCUAGUCCCCACACCCAACCCAACAUUUCAUCAUCUCUCCCACUACUACUUCAUUCAUUCCAUCCAACUGGACGCCCUUUUUCAUGGCCUUCUUCUGCUUCCUCAGAUCCAAGAUCAUGAGGCGCCGGCGCAGACGCCGUCCAGACAACUCAUCCGCCAUUCGUCACGGCGUCCAUCUUCCCGAGGACCACCACCACCUCAACGUCGACGUCCAGAAUUGUUCUAUUUCUACACCGCCUGCCAGGAGAUUCACUUGGGAGGAGAUAUCCGACACCCUCACCGACAAUUUCUCCCGGCCGAUCGGAUCCGGUGGGUUCAGCACCGUUUGUCUUGCCCAGUUCCCGGAUUCAACUCUUGCAGCAGCAAAGAUCCAAAACUGCAGCAGCGAGCGUCUCCGGCGAGCUUUCCGGGACGAGCUUCAAAUCCUGCUCCGCCUCCGCCACCGCAACAUUGUCAAGCUUCUCGGUUUCUCCUAUGAUGGAGCCGACGAGAUGGGCGCGCUUGUUCUCGAGUAUGUUCCGAACGGGACGUUGCAAGAGAAGCUCCAUAAUCGCAGAUCCGGCAAGGUGCUACCGUGGAAGCGCCGUAUGGCCAUCGCCUUCCAGCUCGCUCAAGCCAUCGAAUACCUGCACGAACAAUGCACGCUUCACAUCAUCCAUGGCGACAUCAAGGCUUCAAACGUUCUGCUGGACCAGCAACUCAACUGCAAACUUUGCGACUUCGGGUCGGCGAAAAUGGGGUUUUCGUCCAGCGUCAUGCCGCCGGCAGCUUCCGGUUCAUCGAAUCUCUUGAUGCUGGGUUCCCCGGGUUACGUAGAUCCUCACUACCUCAGGACCGGCAUCGCCUCGAAGAAGAAUGACGUGUACAGUUUCGGAAUCAUUGUUCUGGAGCUCGUCACAGGGAAGGAAGCAGCAUUGUUCUGUCCGGAAAGGCGGAAGAUGCCGGCCAAUGCGGCGGAUGUGGCGGAGAUGGUGGACCCAGGGCUGGAUGGAGAGUUUGACUUGGAAGAAGCGGCGGUGAUGGCUUCCAUUGCUGCGCUGUGCCUAAGCAAUGCGCCUGCUCUUAGGCCUUCGGCAGCUGAUAUUGUGUUUUUGAUCAAAGAGAAAAUUGCUUCAGUUUCCUUCCUCUUCUCCGCCGAUCCACAAAAAAGGGGGAAUUUGGAAGACUGUAAUUAAUUUUGUGCUUCUUUUCGGUUAAAUAAUUAAUCUGCGACCUUUACUGUGACUGUGAAGGCGAUAUUGUAAUUUUGUAAAGGAAAAACAUUAGCAACCAUAUAUAUAUGUAUGACAAACGGGCUUUUCUCUCUCUCUCUUUUUGU